GUGCGGUGAAAGAGAAAUUCGCUCUGCGCCGCCGCCAAAGCCUGGGCUCUGGAUGGUUUCGGGGAAGUGCUAGAAACUUGGCCAUAAAGAGAAUGGCGUCCAUUUACAUAAUGCUUUGUCUGCAUUUUGCAAGUCUCUCGUUAAACUCGCAGAAACCCCACCUCCUGAGCUGGUGUCGUUUUAGUCGCUGCCGCCUUGUCAGACAUUUAAAAGACAAUGGCGUGCAUCUUGGGGGACCGCAUUUACCCAUGCUCUGAGGAAUUCUUGCGGUUUUCCCCGCGCGGGCUAGGCUCCCGCUACUGCCUUUCGGGCCUUUGCCUGCUUGGUGCAGCCGCCGCGCCCGCGCUCUCCGGGGGCGGCCCCCCAACCGGGCCCCGCCAUCUUGGAAGGCCUUUCCUGCCGGGUGACGAGCCGCGAGUUUCUCUCCCUAAAGAUAGGUCGCCGGGGCCAUCGGUGUGCCAGUUGUGAUUUCUGCCCCUUCCCCUUUCCUUCGGCUAAGCCAGGCAGAAAAGUCCUUGUGCGCGGCGUGCUUCAGGAUCCCUCAGGGAAAGCGGCCAACGUGGCGGCCCCUCCAUUCCCCCUUCCCCCCCUUUCUCCCCCCGGGGGUGGCCGCCAUGUUUCCUGAACACAAAAUGGCGGCACGUGGCCCGGAUUCCUCGCCAACGAGAAAUUGGGGUCGACCCGAAAGCUCUAGAACGCGUACCCCCGACCCAACCCCGGCACCCCGUGCUGGUGGCCCGGGGCCUUCUCGCGCUGCCAGUGCUCUGACCAGACAGAUAAAACCCUUCAGGGUAGUCCAAACCUCGGCAGGCGAAUAUUAAUACAUUUAUUUCAUUAAUUGGAAAUGGGAAUGCGAGUAACUAAAAUGUAGGCAUCAUACCGAAUCUGUCUCUUAUUUCAAGUUUAAUAAUGGAUGAUCAGGAGGGCAGUACCAAUGCAUAAUCUGGGCCCCCAGAACCAAAACAUUUAGGAAUUGGCUUCUGUGAGAAAUGAGAUGGGAAAUGAAAGCUUUUUAGACUUCUAGCAUAGGCUAUUGUGCUGGAGAGAUAAAGAAGUGGUAUUAUAAAGCUUCUUUAAAAAAGAAUUUCCAUGAUACCUGUGAGCUUUUCACUGGCCAGCUGGCCCGUGAACCUCAGUUUACCAUAAUUGUUAACUUGUAGGCUAGGAGAGGCAGACGUUUACAUUUACCACCGCCAGAUCCUGUGCUAGACAUUUUACCGCAUAAUGUCUUUAAUUUUUUACAGUGAUCCUCUGAGGUACGUGUUCUCUCUCUCUUUUUUUAACAGACGAAAUCACUUAGGCCCAGAGAGGUGAAGUGACUAAUUGAAGGUCACACAGUAUCGAGGAUGGAAUCCAGACCUGAUACACUUAAUUGACCUGCACUAUCUUGUGGAUAUGUGAGUGAAUUCUACACCACCCAUUUUACAGAUGAAGCCACUGAAAUACAGAGCAACUGACUACAUAGUCACCACCCCACCCCUGGAGCUUCACACAUGACUCUUCUCCCACUUGAGUGUCUGACUGCAGGUGGUCUAGUCACCAUAACAUGGUAGUUGAGAAUGUGACUCUGGAGCUAGCCUGAUGGGGCCUGAAUUCUGACUCAGCCACCUAUUGUGUGACCUUGGCUUCCUGAGCACAUGCUGUCAGAAAAUCCUGCCUGGACCAGCCCCUCCCUCACCUUGGACUUUACCUUCAUUUCUUCUUUCUCCAUCUGCUGAAGCUGCCAGCCAGCCCCUUUCACCCCCUGGUGGUGUCCAGACCACUCCUGAGAGCCCAGCCUGGGCUCCCUGAGGGCUUGCCAAGAAAGUCAAGUAGAAUGUGCACACUCCUAGAGUCCCUCAUGAUGAGAACUCCCAUGGUGAACUGUGAUUUAUAGUCAGCAUAGCAUGUUGUGCCAGUUGAAACAGGAAGUGGUGAAUGGGGUGAUGCCAUCAUGGCCAACGGUAUCAUCAGCUUCUGGAUCCAAGUAAAGAGGACUUCUCUGAGGCUUCUUUCUCCAGAUGAGGAAGCUGAGACAUGGAGCUGUAAAGUACCUAACUCAGGGUUCCCGUGGUGGCAGUCUAAGCUUGGCCUCUCACAAGGCUCAUGGCAAGUGUUCCAGGACUUCUCUCUCUGCUGCUUCAGGAACCUUGGGAGCACCAGGGAUUGUUUAUAUCAAUACAAAGAGAAAGAAAGAACAAAGCAAUGACAGGAUGCAAGCCACCUUCUGAGACUGAGAGGAACUGAGGAGCUGAGGUGGUUUGGCAGAAGUGGACCAUGAGGGACUGAGAAGGGACCUGAGAGGAUGAGGCUGUCUCAGAAAGACCGUUAAAAAAAAAAGAGUUUGGAUGCUACUGAUGUACCAGAUGAAGGCACCCCUCCAGGCCUGACAUUCACAGCCAUCGAGGACAGCGAGUGCUGAGGAAGAGUAGGCAGUGCUUCCUGGGAAAAGGUGAAGAUUGAAGACCUGAUGCCAUAACCCACUGAGGUGCAAUCCCUGAAGAAGCUGGGGCCCAGCUCCCUGGAGCUGUGCCAUCAACCCUCCUCACUCACACCAGCGCUGGGACAGGGGCUCAGGACAGACUGGGGCAGGAGCUGUGUUGCGUGAGGCAGGCAGUGGGGGACCUUGCUCAUGGGGGCGAGAGCCCAGAGGUAGGAGGAACGGGGGGUGUUAUGUCCCUGGCCCCGCACAGGUGGGAGCAGAAGGCGAGUUGACCCACUUCUGGCUGUGGCUGUGGCUGCUUCACCGCUUAGCCUGCACGUACAUGCUGGGCUUCAACUCUUCAAAACCGGGCUGGGAAACAUCUGCGUUCAUUAGUUUGUACGCCAUGGUGAUGGGACCUCCUAGCUUUCUGAGCCAGCAUGUGUUCCCAGAGGCCAAUAAACAGCAGGUGCCUCCAAUAAAUAUGAUUGUAAUAUUCCCUAUAAGUGUGUGUGCAAGUAAGUCUGUGAAAUCAAAGGUGGGAGCAGAAUUCCACAUGCAUGUUGCACAAUUUCUCAGGUGUUUUGAACUGAGAACUGUAGUGUGACUGUGUGUUUGAUGUGGGUCUUUGUGUGCAGGAUGUGUCGCAGUGUGUGAGGAGUGCGUUUUGUGAACAUGUGUAUAUGUGUGAUAAGGAGGGUGUGUGUGUGUGUGUGUGUGUGUGUGUGUGUGUGUGUGUGUGUGUGUGUGUGUGUGUGUGUGUGUGUGUGUGGAGAAGCCCCAUCAGAUUGGAGACAAAACCAGCUACAUAAUUUACAGGGCCUGGUGCAAAAUCAAAGUGUGGGCUGCUUGUUCCAAAUUGUUGGGAAUUUCAAGACAGAACAACAGAGCAUCAAGCCAAGCUCAGGCCUUUUUGAACGCAGGGCCCCACGGGACCUCGCAGGUCGAAUGCCCAUGCAGUCGGCCCUAGCUGGAGAAAGCACACCUCCUGUCUCUCCUCAACCUUUUUUUUUUUUUUUUUUUUUGCUGUCUUGAAAAGUCCUUGAAUCCCCCUUUGCUCUCUCUCCAUCCAGCUCCCAGGGUGACCUUGACCAUGGGAGUGUUGGGUGCUGGCUCGCCAGGGGCAGCCUGGAGAGGAGCUGCAGAGCCCCGUGCACAGCAAGGACUGGUGGCACCUUUCCUGCCCCUCCUGUGUUGCAGUCUGGGUCCUGCUGGGGACACCAAAAUCUGUAAGAGUCCUGGAGUACAGUAGCCGGUCUGCCCUGCAGGUUGUCAUGACGCUCACUGAAGUGAUGGAUGUGAAAUGACUUUUGCCAAAAUGAACGCCAGACCUAAUCAAGUGAGUACCACGACCCAAGUCCCAGGGACCUCCCGUUUCUAGCCCAGAGCUAUGGGGAGACUGACUUCAGUGUCCACCAUGACGGUCUGAAAAGCCACAGUUGGCAUCUAGCAGUUCUGUUUUGCCAGCUGACAAGCCACCUUGCCUCUUACUGCCCUGGGUCACAUGCCAGCCUCCUCACUCAUUCCCACUUCCGGGGGACCAGGUGUUCCGGGGAGCGAAUACCAGGGAGCCACGAAGCCACUAGGUCAGUUCUCUGGGCCGUGGGACAGUGCCCAUCCCAGGGGCUGGGAGUCUAUCUGCAGAAGUCCACUUGCACAGGGGGGCUUCCUGGCCUUGCGGGGGUGGGGCCGUUUCUCUGGAUGCAGGGUCUGCAUUGUGCAGUCUUCUCAGAGACCCACCUGCCCUUGACGCCUUUCUCACGACUCCACUUCCCCCUCCUCUGGGCUUCUGGAAUGGCAUGAUGGCCCCACCUCAGCCAGGCAGCUGUGAUGGGAGGCGCUGACCCAGCUGCCUCUCUGCUGGCUCACUGUGUCAGGUGGAAGGGGCUGAGACAGCCGCAGGGCUCAAGGUCCUUCGGCAUGGUGGGGACCCAGGGACUGCCCAGAGGCAGGACUGGAGUCAGGGUCCUUGGGGAUUCAGCCAGGCGCUGCUGAUGAGUGGUACAGGGAGCCGGUGAGAAACAGGCUCUGGGCCAAGAAAAACAGCCCAGAGCCACAGGUGUGCUGCUGGUUCUCAGUCCUCUCAUGUCUUCAUCUCCCCUGUUUGGUGACAGCACUCAGCCAGGCCUGGAGCCCAGCAGAGAGCACCUGCUGGCCCCCCAUAGACCCUGAAGGCAGUCAUACACACUGGCUCACCGCAGGUGGCACACUUGUCAAUGAACUAGCACAGCACACUCCACACUCGCUCAAAUGGGAGCGGGCACACGAGCGGAGGGGGGCAGAGCAGGGGGCUCUGUGGACAGGUGACAUUUAAGCAGGGCCAUAGAAGUGGGUACCCCCAACAGUCCCAGGUUCCUUGCACAGGCCCCAGCCAGGCGCCAGCCCUAGGACUCCCAGAUCUGCCUCUGGGCAUCUGUUGGGUGGCGCAGGGUGGCCCGGCACAGCCCCACCUCCACCCCAGCAAGAGGUCCCGCAGCCACCUUUCUCCAUCUGAAGCCUUCCAGACUCUCACCACUGGCUUUGCUAACAUGGUGGACGUUUACCCCUCUUGGAACAAAGGAGUGGAAUUCCCUGGCUGCUCUUUCCAUAAAUGACCCACUAAGAGGGUAGGAGUGGGAGGGCUGCAGCGCCUGGGGACAGGGCUCUUGGAAGUUUCCUGGAAAGUGAGCCAGGAGGAGUUGAGCAUGGGGCCAAUUCGGAGUCGAGCAUGGGGCCCGCCCAGAGCUGGAUCCCAAUUCCGGACCCCGGCACCCACUCCCAGAGGUUCAGGAUUGGCACCAGCCCACUUCAGAGCCUUAAUGAGGACGCACAGGCCAGGGCCUAGCCCACAAAUGCUGACUCUGAAUCACGUGUGAUCAACAAGGGGAAAUGACUUUAGCAAUUGUGUUCAUGAAAAAUGCUUGUGUGUGUGUCUCCUUCUUUAAAAACCUAUUUCUGGGCAUUCUUGAUUCUGGGACCCUGUUCCAUCUCUCUCUGAAGGAGAAUCAUACGGUGUUCUACACUUGGUUCAGAACAUACUGGAAAUACCCACCCGUGCAUCACGCCAAGCAGGAGUGCAGGAAAUGUAAGCUGCUUUCCUUUAACCCCCUCGAAGGGGUCACUUGAGGUUGAGGGCAAAGGGGCUUCCCCAGCCUAGAAGCUGAUGGGCCUCUGGCUCCUGCUUCCCCCUUCCUCCUCCAGCUAAUGACAAACACCUGGAUGUCUUAACGUCCUCCGUGAUGUCUUAACGUCCUCCGUGUCCUCAUCUGUUAUUCUGGGACACAGCCUGGGGAGGCUACCUGAGUAAGACCCCCCUGACUGAGGCUGGCCCUUCUUGCCACGUGGGCUGGCCAGUGCCAGCCCACGUGGAUGGAUGCAGAAGGGUGAGGCACUGAUCCUGCUCGUUGGACAGGAUGCUGGCAGGAGGGUGGGAGGAGCAGGGGCGGAGCUUCCAGAACAAAGGUGAACAGGGAGCCCUGGGGGCCCAGAUAGGCAUCAAAAAGGCUCUGCAGAGGGAGCAGGCCGCAGCACUGCCCGCCUCUGCGCCCAGCAGUAGGUCAUACAACCCUCGCCUGGUCCCUCCUGCCUGCCCUGGACGGGCGCCGAGGAACACUUCGCGUAGAGAGGCCCUGUUCUCCAGCGUGAUUGCGCCCACACUGCUCUGUGGCUUUCUCUACCUGGUGUGGGUUGCUACUGCAGUUCCAGAGGACAGCAGAGGGAUGGCCGGGAGCCAAGCCAGCAGCCGGGAGGGCCAUCGGGAGCGUGCCUUCGCCCCAGAGCCUUUCGAUGGAGCCAGUGCGGCCCCGCACCUCUGGCUGCACCGCUUUGAGGUCAUCAACGACCUCAACCACUGGGACCAAGUCACCAAGCUGAGGUCCCUGAAGGAGUCCCUCAGGGGUGAUGCCCUGGAGGUCUACAGAGGACUCAGUCCCGAGGACCAGCAGGACUAUGGGGCUGUGAAAGAGACCCUCCUGAAGGCCUUUGGGGGGCCCAGGGCCACCCACAGCCACCUGCCCAAGGAGAUCGUCUUUGCCAACAGCAUGGGUAAGGGUUACUACCUCAAGGGGAAAAUUGGCGACGUGCCCGUGAGGUUCCUGGUGGACUCCGGGGCCCAGGUCUCUGUGGUCCACCCGAGCCUGUGGGAGGAGGUCACCGACGGUGACUUGGACACCCUGCGGCCCUUUGAGAACGUGGUGAAAGUGGCCAAUGGGGCUGAAAUGAAGAUCCUGGGCAUCUGGGACACAGCGGUGUCCCUGGGCAAGCUGAAGCUGAAGGCAGAGUUCCUUGUGGCCAACGCAAGUGCGGAGGAAGCCAUCAUUGGGACCGACGUGCUCCAGGACCACAAUGCCGUCCUGGACUUCCAGCAUCGCACGUGCACACUGAAAGGGAAGAAGUUCCGCCUGCUGCCUGUGGGAGGGUCCCUGGAAGAUGAGUUUGACCUGGAGCUCAUAGAGGAGGAUCCCUCCUCAGAGGAGGGCAGGGAGCAGCUCUCCUGUUGAGAAGCCUCCUUUUCCUCACCCCCCCAAACACUGUCAGGAAGACCCACUUGGUGGAGCAGAAGGGCAUCCCUGGGGGUCACUUGGGCUCCACCUCCUCCUCCUGGCUCUGCAGGGGCCUUAACCUCCCCUUGAUGGGGGAGGCUUCCCUUCGGAAAGGAACAGGUGAGGGAGAGCAGGCUGGCUUUCUUAGAGGGGGAGAGGGUCCUCAUGGUUGUCAAGCUGCUGUUGGUGGCAAAAACUCGAAGGCUGAAAGAAGGUUCCAAGAAGGCUAGAAAUGAUUAUCUUUGAGAGAGAACUGGGGGACCCCUUCAGAUCCCCUGAGAUGUGACUCCAUCACCUUCAGGCCCAGGUAACCUGUCUCAGCUGGGCUUGGUCCUGGCUGCAGGGUCCUUGUGAGCAUGACCCAGCCCCCUUGGUGAGUGUCACGGCUGCUCUGGGAUUCUUCACUGUUGGGUCUUUUUACCUGCACGAUGUGUGUUUCCUUCUGUCAUUUGCUUUGAAACCCAUUGGAUCUUGUGCCAAUAAUUCAUUACUUCAAAAACCAAUAAAGGUUGACUCAUGGAAAAA
Molecule: messenger RNA, 7446 nt
Organism: Camelus dromedarius (Arabian camel)
Lineage: Eukaryota; Metazoa; Chordata; Mammalia; Artiodactyla; Camelidae
Gene: ASPRV1
Product: aspartic peptidase retroviral like 1
Biological process (GO): proteolysis
Cellular component (GO): membrane
Molecular function (GO): aspartic-type endopeptidase activity
Source: RefSeq, a predicted model, not a curated record